GUGUUAUUUUUUAUCAGCUCUGCUGAAUAGACCAGUAAACACCGAUCUGCUAUCUAAACCGCUGGGGUUUGGAUGUUCACUCGUAUUGAAACGGGCAGGUGGGAGUUGGAAGUUAGAGCGAGUGCAGAGGAGCGUCAGUCAGUAUACGGAGAACAGCCAACCUAAAUUAAGGUUACAAUUAUCCUUCUAGACCCCGGAGGGAUGUGUCGUAGACAGGAGGAAUUAAUGAAGAAACAAAGCGAUUAAAAACAUUCGGGUCUUGUCUCAAGACAGGCUCGUCGUCUUUCUGUGAACGAUGUUAGAGGACAUUGUGCAGAAGUGAGGAACUGCGAACCUAAAUGGACAAAGACUUGGAGAGCUUUGAAAUCGCUGCCAUGCAGAUAAUGUGAAGGGAGCGGGUCAGCGGGCUUUUGGAAGUGUGACGUAACGUCUAAAUGUGACUAAAUGCAUCUCCAAGGAAACCUGAGCCCAACAUAUAUACCAUCCUGAAAAUAUCUGGUUAUGAGAACUGGCACUACAAAAGUCCCUUGGAAGGAGGUAAGAUGUUCAUGGAUCUGUGUGGCCAGCGGGGCGCAUGGUCAGUCCUGCUGUUGUGGUGCCUAAACCUAUCAGCUGCUGACCUCACCUGCCCGCAGAAAUGCGCUUGUUACCGUGACACGUUGGAGGUCAACUGCUCCUCAAGACACCUGACGGGUGUGCCUGAGGUGUUACUCAGCAAUGCCAAACGUUUAGACCUUUCAAGAAACCAACUGAAAACGCUGGCUAGGCGUCAGUUCUCUGGCCUGUCAAAGCUUGAGGACCUGGACCUGAGUGAGAACAUCAUCUCCAUGAUUGAGGUGGAAACAUUUCAGGGGCUGAAGAACCUGCGAUACUUGAGGAUAAAGAACAACCGCCUGAAGAUCCUCCCGGUCGGGGUCUUCUCCGGCCUCGCCAACCUUCAACGUCUGGACGUCAGUGAGAAUGAGAUCCUGGUUUUCCUGGAUUACACAUUCCAGGACAUGACUAACUUACAGCAGCUCGAUGCAGGAGAAAACGACCUGGUGUUUAUCUCGCAACGGGCUUUUGUUGGGCUGCAGGCGCUGAAGGAGCUGAACGUGGACCGCAGCAAUCUGACCUCCAUCCCCACUGAGGCUCUGUCGCAACUUCAGAGCUUGACCAAGCUGCGCCUGCGCAAGCUGACCAUAAGCGCGUUGCCCAACAAUGCCUUUCGCCGACUGCACCAGCUGCGCACAUUGCAGAUCCUCCACUGGCCUUCUCUAGAGACGUUAAAUAGCAACAGCUUGGUUGGUCUCAACCUUACCACUUUAGUUUUAAGCAACUGUAACCUUAGCUCUGUACCUUACGCUCCACUCCGCCAUCUCGCUUACCUGCGGUACCUCGACCUGUCCUACAACCCCAUCACCUCCAUCCAAGGCCACUUGCUGGGGGAGCUUCUGCGGCUGCAAGAGUUGCACCUGGUAGGUGGGAGCCUGUUACGUAUUGAGCCAGCUGCCUUCAGGGGUCUGGUCCACUUUCGUCUGCUCAACGUGUCCUCGAAUCGUCUGACGACAUUGGAAGAAAGUGUCUUCCACUCGGUAGGGAACUUGCAGACACUGCGGCUGGACAGGAACCCUUUGGCUUGUGACUGCAGGCUACUCUGGGUUGUGCGACGACGUCGAAGACUGGAUUUCGAUGGCCGCCAACCCAGCUGUUCGGCUCAGAAUCAGCACAAGAAGGCAUUUCGUGACUUUUCGGAGGCUGAUCUUCCGGUUAUAUUUACGUGCAGACAAGCACAGAUUGUGACCCGCCAGCUGCAGGAUGCGAGUGUGGUGGAAGGCAUGAGCAUACGGUUUGACUGCAGAGCCGAGGGCUAUCCGUCGCCUUCUAUUUCCUGGAUGUCAGCCCAGCAGACUGCACUUAGCUCUGUCGGGAGAAUACGAGUGCUUGCUAAUGGGAGUUUAGAAGUGCGUUAUGCCCAAGUACAAGACAGUGGAACGUAUCUGUGCACUGCAGCUAAUGCAGCGGGGAACGACAGCAUCUCCAUGAGUCUGCAAGUUGAGGGGCUCCCACAAAACCGCACCGCAUCGUAUUUCUCAGACGAGGGAUGGAUGGAAACUUCAUUGCCUCCUUCUACCAACUCCUCCACACGGGUGUCAAAUCCUUACCCGUUUGAUGCUAAAACCCUCAUCAUUGCUACGACCAUGGGAUUUCUUUCUUUCCUCAGCUCUGUGGCGAUCUGUUUCGUGUUUAUGUUCUUCUGGAGUCAGAGCAAAGGACAGAUAAAACACACUGCCACUAUAGACUUCGUGCCACGAUCAUCCAUGGGUGGAGGUGGAGAUGGUGGGGACACUGGGAGAUUCACAAUGAAGCUUAUUUGAGCUGGAAUAGAGAAUAAUUGGUCAUGGUUACAAUUAGUUGAGCCUUUUAAACUGUAGUAACUGUUAAAGUUGCCACUUGCCAUCACAGCAAGGUACAAAGCCUUAUGAUAACUUAUUUUGCAAGCCUGAUUGACUAUGUAAAUAGGCAUAGCAACUUAUCUUUGUAAUAAUCUCAUUCAUAUCGUGCUGGUCUGAUUGACAUUAUUCUAAGUAGGUUUAAAGCUCCAGUCCGUAAUUUUUGGGGUUAAAAUUAUUAAGUACUUAAUCAGCCAGUGUUCAAAACUAUCUGCUUGCCUUAGCUGGAUUCGAAACGAUAAGCUUGUAAUAAUGUUUUUAACUCCA
This is a messenger RNA of Pimephales promelas (fathead minnow), 2699 nucleotides long. It is a transcript of the gene lingo4b, whose product is annotated as leucine rich repeat and Ig domain containing 4b. NCBI's taxonomy places the organism in Eukaryota, Metazoa, Chordata, Actinopteri, Cypriniformes, Leuciscidae. The record is from RefSeq and is a predicted model, not a curated record. Gene Ontology annotation, molecular function: protein binding.